AUGUCUCAACAGCAACACCACCACCGCGUCGAUCCAAAACUCUGGCAGAUAUGCGCCGGAGAUUCCUUCACGGUUCCAAAACUCCAUUCUAAAAUAUACUAUUUUCCCCAAGGUCAUUUAGAACAUGUCUGCCCUAUCACCCCUAUCACUCCAACACUCCAUCGUUGUUGCCGGCCGCUCAUUCUUUGUACAGUCUCCGCCGUUGAUCUCCUUGCAGAUCCUGAAACUCAUCAAGUUUAUGCAAAAUUACUCCUCACUCCCAUGAUUGACGGAAGUGUUGUUCCUCUCGAGGCUAGCAACGAAGAAGAUGGUGAUCAGAUUGUUUCCUAUGCUAAGACUCUAACCAAUACUGAUGUUAAAAGCGGAGGUAAACUCUACGUACCUAUGGCCUGUGCCAACUCGAUCUUCCCAGCGCUCCCGCCAAACCAAUCUCCAUUUCAAGAUCUCUUCCUCACCGACGUUUGCGGUGUAGUCUGGAAAUUUCGCCAUGUCCACCGGAGAUAUCCCUUUCAACAUCUGUUCUCCACUGGGUGGAGUGGAUUUGUUGGCAAGAAGAAACUCGUCGGGGGUGACACCGUUGUUUUUGUUAAAAACUCUGCCGGAAAUAUCUCACUUGGAAUUCGCAGGAAAACAAAAGUUGUUGGUGCAGCCAAAAUAACUAAAAAGGAAGUUAAUAUGGCAAUAAAAUUGGCAGAGAAGAACGCAGCAUUUGAGGUAGUGUACUAUCCGAUGGUUGGUGGUUUUGAUUUUGUGGUGGGAGCUAAGACUGUGGAGGAUGCAAUGAAGGUUAAUUGGAGUCGCGGGAUGAGAGUUACACACAUGGUAAAGAAAGACGAUACUCCAAAGGGAAUUUCCAUUUUUCAUGGGACAAUAUCUGGUCUCUCCCCUCCUUCUACUCGUCCAUGGCGAAUGCUUCAGGUGAAAUGGGAUGAUCCUCAAGUCCCUGAGAAUCUAAAGCAAUUAAGUCCCUGGCAGGUUGAACUUAUUGAUUCUAACACACCUAUAGCAGAUAUACAAUUCCCUCCAACAAAAAAGUUGAGAUGUGCUCAAGGUUCUGUCUUGCGAAACAUGAGCAAUCCUCACACCUAUGGUAUUUUGAACUCCAUUAAAACAAAGAAUGCUGAUAUCGACAAUUGCAACACCAAGAAAAUUAGUCCAGCUUCAAUAAUGUUAUUUGGUCAGAGGAUACAGCCUAUUGAAAGUACACUGUUAAAAAAUACAAAUCAACUUAUUGAUGAUGGCAUAAAUCAAUUUAUAUAG
Molecule: messenger RNA, 1260 nt
Organism: Lathyrus oleraceus (garden pea)
Lineage: Eukaryota; Viridiplantae; Streptophyta; Magnoliopsida; Fabales; Fabaceae
Product: auxin response factor 17
Exons: 3
Coding region: 1-1260 (419 amino acids)
Biological process (GO): regulation of DNA-templated transcription; response to hormone
Cellular component (GO): nucleus
Molecular function (GO): DNA binding
Source: RefSeq, a predicted model, not a curated record